This is a messenger RNA of Dreissena polymorpha, 4314 nucleotides long. RefSeq lists its product as uncharacterized. NCBI's taxonomy places the organism in Eukaryota, Metazoa, Mollusca, Bivalvia, Myida, Dreissenidae. The record is from RefSeq and is a predicted model, not a curated record. The coding region runs from base 78 to 2819 and encodes 913 amino acids. The transcript is spliced from 14 exons.
GUUGAGCGUGUGAAUGCUAACGACCCGGCCGUUGUCAGAGAGCUCCGGCAAUCAUUCGUUGUGCUAUAGUGGCGAGGAUGGACAACCAUCUAUGGAGAUGCCUACUUGUGGGCGCAUUCAUAGUUUGCAGAGUGACGGCCGAUGUAUCCCUGGAUCUGUCAUUUGUCGGUAACGCGGCCACGCCCAUCUAUAUAGGGGAGGCCAGGACUCUUAAAGUGAAUGCAUCGUUUGACCCGAAUAAAGUUUAUACGGGUGUUCGAAUUGAACUCCUGCCUUCAACCUCACAGCUCGUGUUUGCAUUGAGUGACGUGAUCAGUGCAACUAGAACGGGCUGCACGAGCAUUUCAAAUCUCCAUAGCAAGGACGAUAUCAAACCCCAUUUGUUCAGUGAUGCAUCAUACGAUCCAACUCAGGACAUCGUGGCUUAUAAGAGCCGAGCUGAACUCGAUCUUGGCAACGUCACAACCGGCAGUGAGUCUUGCACUUACAUAAUAGAAUACGAGAUUGUACACGUGUCGCUCGGGAACUACACUGCCGAUUCGCAAUAUUGGACAAGCGUUGGUAUGGAGUACACAGACACUGGUUCAAACUACAUUUGGGUCAGUCAGGUUGACAGCACCCUGAAAGGUGUCAAUUCUGGGAUUAAUCCCGUCAUAUCAGUUGCGUAUCAUGCAACACCGGCGUCUGAGAUUGAACUGUCGACAGUUUAUACUACAACUCUACAACUGUCAGUUGCAUAUCCACGUCCGACCAUCGAGAUUGUGACAAGUCUAACAAACGGCACCAAAGAUGGACUUUACAUAACAGGUCUCAAGGUGACGGCCGUCGGUUCGGCGUACGCUUACGCUUUGCAACAGGACAAGGCAGUGAACUACUCCAGUGACUGUCCUCUGUCUACGAAUCGCACGCUUAGUAUUGGGACAAUAAUUAACAAAGAAUCACAGAAGGCGACUCGUGAUGCCAACGCGUCCGAGAUUGCUUUAGAGUUAUCUCUUCAAGCUGACAGUCGUGCUGUAUUAGGCAGCAACUACAGUGUCCAGACGAUCUUUACGUUUGGGGGUUCUGUCUCCUCGAAUACAAAAGAGUUUUUUGUCAAAGUUGUCCAAAAUAAAAAUCCGAGACCGUUUACAACAUUCCAACUUAUUAACAAUACCGGAAGGAGUGUACCGAAAGGGAACGUAGGUUUUCUUUGGGUCGAGCUGGAGGUACCAUCCAAGUCUAGCCACCUGUAUAACCUGAUCCUGACGACCUCUCCUGUUAACUCAGUGCAAAAAGCGUUCAGCAUUCUUUCAGUCAGUCCAGUAAUGAAACAUGAGAACAUUCAAUGUUCCUUUGAUGACGUCACAGAAUUCCUUCCAAAAGAAGACGCUGGCAACACGGCUUUGAUUAGUCUGGCAACAUUCAACAUAAAUGUAACUAACAUGAACUUCGAUAAUUCAAGCUCUAAUCUACUGAAGUUGAGCGUUGCUGUCAUGGCGUUGAAUGACUCCUCUGUGAUCGUUGAUGACAGUCACACGAUUUCAGUUAAUGUAAACGGACUGCUUACUCAGUCAGUUACCUACACUGUUGCAACAGCGAUACCCUACGCUACUAAUCUAGCCUAUAACUACAAUGUGAAACCUGUCUGUGGCAACGAUCCAGUUUUUCAUCCCGGCUCAGUUGCAUACUUUGACCUUGAAAUCACCACUGAACGAAACAAGACCACUGGUCCGAUGACAAUUGAAGCACCCAUACCAGAUAACCUGACACAGCCAGUGUUGACGUUCGUUAAUGCAAAAAUAGUCAAAAAAGGGAAAAACCUGCUUUGCACGGCUCUCGGGAAAGUACCAACCAAUCUGUCAGACUGGAUUUCCGGCUCAAAUGAAUCCGACCGGGCAGUCCUGAAUCUCCCGUUGGUUUGCAAUAUUGAAGUGGAAGCCUCAGUCGAUGAAGACAAGUUCACACUGCGCAUUGGUGUGCGCAUCAAAGAUCUACCGGAUGUCUUAGACGGAAACAUGACUCAAGUGAAUUUCAGUCUUGGUCUCAAGAUCAGCGACCAGAUCUGGGUGUACACAACAACUGCCAAUGUCACCAAUAAAAUGAAAACUCCGGCUUCCCCAGCUUUUGUUAAAGGAAUUGACCUCCUAACCAGCAUAAUACCAGCUACCUGGCCGACUGGAUUUGACCUGGAGUGGAGCCCAGAUAAACGAAAGUUCUACCCAAGCAAGAAUACGUGGCUUCAACAAUCAACUAGCGAAUGGAAUCUAGAUGUAGGACUUAUAGGAUACUGGUUUCGACUUGUAAGCAAAGAUGGCGGUUGUAUGCCUGCAGACUAUUCACUGACGUCUGUGCUACCGAAAGACAAUGGUUAUCAUUCGUACGGACCGACAGAGAAGCAAGACAACCUCUUCCGGAAACUCCAAUUGGCUGUCGACGACGACGACAGCACGUGUUUGUCUCUUCCUGCCGCGAAUUCAACGGACACCGUUCCCUACCUGUGGCUGACCUUGGAACCUAAGUUCAUUGGCCUCCCAAACCAAACCUCUCCGUUCAAUUUGACGCUCGUUGGAAAUGGUUUUGGCUGUUACGGUAGAGAUGGCGAUCAAGUCACAAAGGUAUCGCACCCGACGUCAGGAAACACCAACAUUUAUGAAGGAAGGCGACCUCUGUGUAAGAUAAUUCCUGAGCAACAAGUCGGAUCGCAGUACAGAUGUGUCUACAAAUGCGACUGCAAGGACCUCAGUUCCUGUAACGACGUUAACAUCUUCAUGCGCCAUUCACUGGCUCAAAGCUUCAACGACUACAAUCUCUGCACAAUCAAAGCAAACAAGAUUAGUUAAACAGCCGAAUGCGACAUACUUAUUUGAAAAUUAGCAAACAUUUUAGUGAUAUAAACACAAUCUUACAGUAGACCCGAUUCUAAAAUAUUGUAUUUUGUCUGUCAGAUUCUUGUAUUACAUAUUUUUUAAAGAUAAGAUACAUAAAUAUAAGACAUGUUCUUUGCAUGACUAAAAUUGAGAACAAAUAUAUAAAGAAUUUUAUUUAACAUAUUCAAUAGGAUCAGUGAUAUUUUAGUGGAUUGUUUGUUUAAACCAAUAUCAACGAAAUAAUGUAAACUACUUAUCUUAAUAGGCGUUAUAGCAAUUAUCAAUGUCAAGCGUAUUUUAAUUUGUUUAUCUUAUUUUGCUUGUUAAUAAACUUGUUUUACGGUAUUAUCAUUUCAUUUACAAAAAAUCAUGGAUUUUGUUAACGUAGUUCAUUCACAUGUUCAUUGCUUUAAAUACUUACGAUUGUUUAAUAAAUAUAAAGUAAUCGCAUAAGCGAAUCAAGAUAAUACACACUUUCCGUACGCUUAACAUCGCUAGAGAUAAUAUACAGAUUUAAUUCAAUUGAUUUACUUAACGUUUUCAUUUGUUGGUGAGAUUGUUUCCAUUCAAUAAUUGCACGGAGUCUUAAAUCACCUGUAUAUGAUCCGCUCUCUGAUAAACGGGGCUUGAUGCUUGCGCGUAAAGAGUUGUCCCAGAUAAGCAUGUGUAGUCCACACACGACAGGCUAAUCAGGGACGACACUUUCCGCUAAAACGAUAUUUCCUCUUAAAAGAGACUUCCUUAAACACAAAGUUCCAUAACACAGUACUGUGUUGUCCCUGAUAAGCCUGUACGAUUUGCAAAGGUUAAUCUGGGACGAUACGUUACGCACAUGUAUUAAGCUCCGGCCUGUAUAUACGUUUUGCUAUGUUAUUUUUUUCUUUAAAACUCUGCAAUUGAAAUGGAUUGUAGGUUGUGCUAAAAUUGCAUUUCCUCCUCAACAUCUUGUUCUAUUUUUGCAUACUGCGCACAUGUUUGUCUCGUGUGUAAGUUUCAAUACCAACAAUGCUUUAAGUUUGAAAUUUUGUUUAAUAAUAUUUAUAUAUGUAUUCAUGAAAGUAUAACCAAAUGGCUAUAGAAACCACUAUUUUUGUUAUGGAAAAUGUCUUAGAAGAAGAAACAGUUUUCGCCAUCAGUUCAAAGCGCCUCAAUCUAGGGCAGAAUAUGGAACUAAACAGUGGUAUUGUAAUGGUCACUUGCAAUUUGCUUUUCUUGAACUUCUGUUUUUGAACUUAAAGGCCUAAACAAAAUUCCCGCGAGUUUAUGUAACUAUAUUUUGAAUUUCUCUGCUGACUAGUUAAAAUUGAGAUUUGGUUGGAUGUGGAUAUAUGACUGGCAAACAUUUAAUGUUAACCAUUUGUCAAUGUACAUUUUCAAGUUGCUUAUGUUUAAUUUAACGCUAAAAGAUGUUAUAUUUGUGUUGCUGUUAUUGUUAUAAAUUAAGUUCGAAAUAAAUUUUGUGUUGGAA